Messenger RNA from Mesorhabditis spiculigera, 2598 nucleotides. The record is from the annotation of a GenBank genome assembly. NCBI's taxonomy places the organism in Eukaryota, Metazoa, Nematoda, Chromadorea, Rhabditida, Rhabditidae.
AUGCGGAAAAUCAAACGGCUCGAAGACCUCGUGAAGAAGGCUGAACGCGAUGGGAACGCCGAGAAGCAAAUGGAUCUCCUGUUAGACCUUGGGAAUGAGCACAAGGCCGAUGGGAACAAGGAGGCAGCCAUUCUUCAAUUCAAGGAAUGCCUGAAUAUGGCCCGAGCACGCGGUGACAAAUUCAACCGAUGCCUGGCCUCGCGCGCCAUCGCCGAAGUCUCCGCCGAUAUGGACAAUCUGACGGAGGCGGAGAAGUAUGCAAAAGAAUACCGCGACACGGCACGGCAAUCCGAUUGGCCAUCGGAGAUUCAGCUCUCCCUACACACCAGCGGAUACGUGUAUCAAGUGGUGGCGGCCAUCCGGAAGGAAGGAGAUGAAUUUGUGAACCUUACACGAAAGGGCAUCGACUGGGCCGAGCAGAGCUUUCGAUAUAUCCGGGACAAUCGACAGUUGAUAGACGAAUCGAAAGAAGACGUUGAUCGAGGCGGCGACUCGGUGACGCGGCAGGCCAAUCUCCACUCGAUGCUCGCCCUGCUCUACGGCCAAAUCAGCGAGAAGGAGCGGGCGACGAGGCACGCACAGGCCGCCUUCAAUUCGGCUGGGAAGCGCAAGGAGUACGACGUGAUGUUCAGCGCCCUGCUCAACCAGUUCGACUGGCCCUGGUCGAAUAAGAUGGAGCUGGCGAAACAGAUGGGACAAGCGGCCGUCCAUCUCAAAGCCAAGGAAAAGGCGCUCGCGCGCUUUCACUGCGUCAAGGCUCUGCUCUACUACAAGGGGGAUCUGAAAGAGGCGCAACGGGUCUGCUACGAGUUGAUCGUCCACGUCAAAGAGCUAGGAGAUGACCAGAGGGAGGCGCAGAAGACCAUUGUGGCCGUAUGGCGUCUACGGAAUUGCAUCGAGGCGGCCGCGGCUAUGGAGGCCACAAUGCCCAUCAAGGCUGGAAAAUACUACGAAAAGAUCGGCGACUACCUGACGGGGCUUCGGAUCUUGCCGCUGGCCACGAAGUACUACGCCAAGUUUCUCGAAUAUGCGCCGCGGGGGCCCCGGAAAAUGGAGGCGUACGAGUCGUUGGCGGCCAGCUACUUGGAUGCCGCCAAGUAUGCGCAACAAGAGGAGGAGCGCGCAAAGUUUGUGCGAGCCGGCCAGGAGGUGUGCGCGCGAUGGUUGGCCGAGUUGGGCAAGGAGGGCGGAGAGACGGAUUCAGCCCGCGGGACCCGCUAUCAACUUGACCUCCUCACCGGAAUCUCGAUCGGUGAAGCCCGCCUCAAACUCGAGCAGCUGAAGCCGAUCUCCGAGAAGGAAAUGGAAAAUGCGCGUGACGCGUUCGCCAGCCGAUUCGAGGGCGGUCCCCCGGCCAGCGAUGACGAGCUGGACACGGAAGAGUGUGAAUGUGGCGAAUGCCCGCUGGAUAGCCCCGAUGCGGAGACGAUGUGGAAGAGCAUUCUAGACGAGGCCGCGGUGUACGCGCGACGCGAGAAGCAGGACCCGCGGGGCGAGACGGAGAUGCACAAGGCGGCCCGUGACGCUGAUGUCGACACGCUGCGGAAGCUGAUUGGAUGGAUCUCAACAAUGGCCUCCCAACGCAGCUGCAGGAGCACCCAGCGCUCAGCCCCAAUCCGCAAGCCAGCAGCAACACGAGAGCGUGCCGGUGAUAAGUUCGUCGUCCCGCGCGUCACCUCCAGCGACGACGACGACGAGAACCGAUGUCCAACUACACAAACCGGUCAGCAUUUCUCGUUUUCGCCUUCCGGAUUUCUAGUGCUGAAAAAUUGGGUCGAGUACGAGCACGAGAACGGGACGCCGUUGCUGAACAAGGCGGGCGAGCCGAUGCGCCACAUGAUCGCGCUCGACCGGGACACACGAAUCGAUGCGCUGGCCGAGCACGAGAAGAUCAAGGAGAUGGCCGCCAAGAAUUCGCAUUGGGCCCUGGAGACGCUCUGCCUCGACUUCAACGUGUUCACCGAUGGAACGCAUCUCCGUUCGCUGCUGGCCCACACGCGUGGUCUCCGCCAUCUUGACCUCAGCGGUGUGGAAUUGUCGGAAGGGCUGGAAGACGUUUUCGAUGCAAUCACACAGCUGGACGAACUGCGGACGUUGGUGUUGUCCGGUUGCCGAUGGGUGGACGGGCCGAGGCUGCAGCUGCUCGUCGAACGAUGCCCCGAACUUCACACGCUCACCGCGCAGGGGACCGCCGUCGCCGAGCUGUGCAUUGAUCUGGGAACCGCGCCGUCACUCCGUCUACUCGACAUCUCGGCGUGCCGGUUGACGCGCGAGGCCGUCGAAUCGACGCUGGAAUGGGCCAGCACCUCAGAGGUGGAAAACGUGAACGUGGGUGGAAGCCCGGUCGGCUUGGCCACGCUACGAAGGGUCGUCGAUUCGAGGCGUGGAAUGGGGCCUCGGCUUUCGCUGGGACUCGUCGGCUGCGCCUUCUAUGAUGAGCAGCUACGGGACAUUCCUUUGGAUGAGCUGGGCGACGUGUUCUCGGGACUAUGCGACGAGACGGGAGACGACAGCGUCCGCUUCCGCUUAUCAACCCGGCUGACGAGGCUGAUUGCCGACAAAGACGGGUCCGUCGCCGAACAGCUGCUCUGCACGUUG